CAGCCGGUGCUCUGCCCGAGCUGGGAACGGGCUCUGCAGCACCCCUUGCUGCCUUCCCAGGGUGGGAGUGUGCAGGUCAGGAUGAGGCCUCUGCUCUGGGCUGCCUACAGCCAGCUGCUGCCCCGGGGAGCUGGGCUCUGCUCUCCCAAACCAGCUGUGACCGCUAUGGUGACCGCCUCACACCACAGCCUGCGGCCCCCGGCCCUUCUGGCCACCUCCAGCUCCGCAGCCAGUGUGCCUGCAGGCUUCCUCCAGGCCCUGGUCCCAGGGAGCAGAGCCCCCAGCUGCUGGAGCUCACGGUUCAACGUGCCCCCCAGUGCCCUGCUCGUGGCCCGGCCCGUGGGGGUCUGCUCCAUGAUGAGGCUUCCCCUGCAGGCAUCAGCGGAGGGGCUGGACGUGGCGUUUGUGGGUGUUCCGCUGGACACGGGCACGUCCAACCGGCCGGGAGCCAGGUUCGGCCCGCGCCAGAUCCGCGCCGAGUCCGCCAUGGUGCGGAGGUACAACGGCAGCACCGGCGCGGCACCGUUCGACUCCCUGCGGGUGGCCGACAUCGGGGACGUGAACGUGAACCUCUACAACCUGCCCGACAGCUGCCGCCUCAUCCGCGAGUCCUACCAGGAGAUCGUGGCCUUGGGCUGCGUGCCCCUCACCUUGGGUGGAGAUCACACCAUAACAUAUCCAAUCCUGCAGGCCCUGGCGGCAAAGCACGGUCCCCUGGGGCUGGUGCACGUGGAUGCCCACACGGACACCGGAGACACGGCUCUGGGGGAGCGCAUCUACCACGGGAGCCCGUUCCGGCGCUGCGUGGAGGAACGGCUGCUGGACUGCGGCCGCGUGGUGCAGAUCGGCAUCCGAGGCUCUUCCUACGACCCCGAUCCCCACAAGUACUGCCGGGAGCAGGGUUUCCGGGUGGUCCCGGUUGAGGAAUGCUGGAUGAAGUCCCUGGAGCCUCUGAUGAGGGAGGUGAGGGCGCAGAUGGGGGACAAGCCCAUGUACAUCAGCUUUGAUAUCGAUGGGCUGGACCCCGCGUACGCCCCGGGCACCGGCACCCCGGAGAUAGCCGGGCUCACACCUGCGCAGGCUUUGGAGAUUAUUCGUGGCUGCAAAGGCCUGAACAUAGUGGGGUGUGACCUCGUGGAAGUGGCACCAAUGUACGAUGUCUCUGGCAAUACAGCCCUCCUGGGGGCAAAUCUACUGUUUGAGAUGCUGUGUGUCCUCCCAGGAGUGAAGACACUGUGAGGGCAAUUCCCACCUGCCCUGGGGCAAUGCUACUCCGUGUCCUCAGCCAGGCUUUCCAUGUCCCCUUCCUUCAGCCACCUGCAGCCAGCAUGGGCUUUGCACCAUGAAAUAAAUGCCAUUUACCACUAGAAAAGGUACUUUUAGGCUGGGAAAAUGUAGGGAACAGGCUAGACACCCCUUUUAACUGGGGUCUGGAGCUUUGGAGUUGGCCUGGGAAAGGGACAGAUGAGGCUAAUGCCAUUUUGCCUCUGGAAUGAUUCAUUCAGCUCACAGGGCUCCUGGGAAAACUGUCACUGAUAAAAGGUUUGUCCCAUUAGGAUGUCACAGCAGGACAAUGAAUGUAGAAGAAGGGAGGACAUGAAGGAGGCCUGAGCCUCCUGCUGAGCAGGGAGAUAAUUUGACUGGAUUUCCUGCUGGUGGAAUAAUCAGAAGUUUCCUAUGGAAGGAACAGUUUAAUGCUCCUGAAAUUUCUGAGAGGACAUGGAGGUGAGGUUAGUUUGUACAUGGAGACACAGAGCC
This is a messenger RNA of Pseudopodoces humilis (Tibetan ground-tit), 1758 nucleotides long. RefSeq names its product agmatinase (putative) (gene AGMAT). Lineage: Eukaryota; Metazoa; Chordata; Aves; Passeriformes; Paridae. The record is from RefSeq and is a predicted model, not a curated record. Gene Ontology annotation, molecular function: metal ion binding; agmatinase activity.